This is a messenger RNA of Nannospalax galili (Upper Galilee mountains blind mole rat), 3026 nucleotides long. It is a transcript of the gene Eef2, whose product is annotated as eukaryotic translation elongation factor 2. The record is from RefSeq and is a predicted model, not a curated record. Gene Ontology annotation, cellular component: ribonucleoprotein complex; cytosol. Gene Ontology annotation, molecular function: GTP binding; GTPase activity; translation elongation factor activity. The transcript has 13 exons. Lineage: Eukaryota; Metazoa; Chordata; Mammalia; Rodentia; Spalacidae. Bases 76 to 2652 code for a protein of 858 amino acids. Gene Ontology annotation, biological process: translational elongation.
CGCCGCCGUCGCCGCCAUCGUUGGCGGUUCUUGCCUUUCGCUUUUGCUCGGGAGAAUCCACCGACAUCCGCUACCAUGGUGAACUUCACGGUGGAUCAGAUCCGAGCCAUCAUGGACAAGAAGGCCAACAUCCGGAAUAUGUCUGUCAUUGCACACGUAGACCAUGGCAAGUCCACACUGACAGACUCGCUGGUGUGUAAGGCAGGCAUCAUUGCCUCUGCACGUGCUGGGGAGACGCGCUUCACAGACACCCGCAAGGACGAGCAGGAACGAUGCAUCACCAUCAAGUCCACCGCGAUCUCGCUGUUCUACGAGCUGUCAGAGAACGACCUGAACUUCAUCAAGCAGAGCAAGGAUGGGUCAGGCUUCCUCAUCAACCUCAUCGACUCCCCAGGCCAUGUGGACUUUUCCUCAGAGGUGACGGCUGCCCUGCGAGUCACAGAUGGCGCCCUGGUGGUGGUGGACUGCGUGUCUGGAGUGUGUGUACAGACAGAGACGGUGCUGCGACAGGCCAUUGCUGAGCGCAUCAAGCCUGUGCUGAUGAUGAACAAGAUGGACCGUGCACUGCUCGAGCUGCAGCUGGAGCCUGAGGAGCUCUACCAGACCUUCCAGCGCAUUGUGGAGAAUGUAAAUGUCAUCAUCUCCACCUACGGCGAGGGCGAGAGUGGACCCAUGGGCAACAUCAUGAUCGACCCUGUCCUGGGCACAGUGGGCUUUGGCUCUGGCCUGCAUGGCUGGGCCUUCACCUUGAAGCAGUUUGCAGAGAUGUAUGUGGCCAAGUUUGCUGCCAAGGGCGAGGGCCAGCUAGGGCCGGCUGAACGCGCCAAGAAAGUAGAGGAUAUGAUGAAGAGGCUGUGGGGGGACCGGUACUUCGACCCAGCAAAUGGCAAGUUCAGCAAGAACGCCAACAGCCCUGACGGAAAGAAGCUGCCCAGAACCUUCUGCCAGCUCAUCCUUGACCCUAUCUUCAAGGUUUUCGAUGCCAUCAUGAACUUCAAAAAGGAGGAGACUGCCAAGCUGAUUGAGAAGCUGGACAUCAAGCUGGACAGCGAGGACAAGGGCAAGGAGGGCAAGCCGCUGCUAAAGGCUGUGAUGCGUCGCUGGCUGCCGGCUGGGGAUGCGCUGCUGCAGAUGAUCACCAUCCACCUGCCCUCACCAGUCACAGCACAGAAAUACCGCUGCGAGCUGCUCUACGAGGGGCCGCCUGAUGACGAGGCUGCCAUGGGCAUCAAAAGCUGUGACCCCAAAGGACCCUUGAUGAUGUACAUCUCCAAGAUGGUGCCAACUUCUGACAAGGGGCGCUUCUAUGCCUUUGGCCGUGUGUUCUCCGGUGUGGUGUCCACUGGCUUGAAGGUCCGCAUCAUGGGCCCCAAUUACACUCCAGGGAAGAAGGAGGACCUGUACCUGAAGCCCAUCCAGAGAACCAUUCUGAUGAUGGGCCGCUACGUGGAGCCUAUUGAGGAUGUGCCCUGUGGCAACAUCGUGGGGCUUGUGGGUGUGGACCAGUUUCUGGUGAAGACAGGCACAAUCACCACCUUCGAGCAUGCCCACAACAUGCGUGUGAUGAAGUUCAGUGUCAGCCCUGUCGUCCGGGUGGCUGUGGAGGCAAAAAACCCAGCUGAUCUGCCAAAGCUGGUCGAGGGGCUCAAGCGGCUGGCCAAGUCGGACCCCAUGGUGCAGUGUAUCAUCGAGGAGUCUGGUGAGCACAUUAUUGCAGGUGCAGGUGAGCUGCAUCUGGAGAUAUGUCUCAAGGACCUAGAGGAGGACCACGCCUGCAUCCCCAUCAAGAAGUCGGACCCUGUGGUGUCAUACCGUGAGACAGUGAGUGAGGAGUCAAACGUGCUGUGCCUGUCCAAAUCUCCCAACAAACACAACAGGCUGUAUAUGAAGGCCAGGCCCUUCCCUGAUGGCCUUGCUGAGGACAUCGACAAGGGCGAGGUGUCCGCCCGCCAGGAGCUCAAGGCUCGGGCUCGCUACCUGGCUGAGAAGUAUGAGUGGGAUGUGGCUGAGGCCCGCAAGAUCUGGUGCUUUGGGCCCGAUGGCACUGGCCCCAACAUCCUCACUGACAUCACCAAGGGUGUGCAAUACCUCAAUGAAAUCAAGGACAGUGUGGUGGCCGGGUUCCAGUGGGCCACCAAGGAGGGUGCACUCUGUGAGGAGAACAUGCGUGGUGUGCGUUUCGAUGUCCAUGAUGUGACCCUGCAUGCUGAUGCCAUCCACCGUGGUGGUGGCCAGAUCAUCCCCACAGCCCGCCGCUGCCUCUAUGCCAGUGUGCUGACUGCGCAGCCCCGCCUCAUGGAGCCCAUCUACCUGGUGGAGAUCCAGUGUCCUGAGCAGGUGGUCGGUGGCAUCUAUGGUGUUCUAAACAGGAAGCGGGGCCAUGUGUUUGAGGAGUCUCAGGUGGCCGGCACCCCCAUGUUCGUGGUCAAGGCUUACCUGCCUGUCAACGAGUCCUUUGGUUUCACCGCUGACCUGCGCUCCAACACAGGUGGCCAGGCAUUCCCGCAAUGUGUGUUUGACCACUGGCAGAUCCUCCCUGGAGAUCCUUUUGACAACAGCAGCCGCCCCAGUCAGGUGGUGGCGGAAACACGCAAGCGCAAAGGCCUGAAGGAGGGCAUCCCUGCCCUGGACAACUUCCUGGACAAACUGUAGGCGGCCAACUCCUAGCCUGGCUCCACUCUUGACUGUGCCCACCAACUCUCACCUGAGACUGUCCCCACAAUGCCACCCACCCGAGGCUGCCGAGCCCCUCUGUGCCAUGAUCCAAUGCUACCUAACGGCAAUUCUAUUUAUUUCGGAGUUCCGAGGCAGUGGAUCACCCUUCACAGGGACUGGUGGGCUGUGGGGUGGGCACAGGUGUGACACAGUGCUCUUAUCAUUUUCAGAGGGAAACAUGUCCAAAAGUCUAAAUAAAUACAUUCAGAGGUUUGUGUGGAUCCACCUCCUAAUGGAGCUCCCCAGAAGGGAACAGCUGGGUGGAGCCCCAGCCCUCUGCUGAGUAAUAAACGUUUUGCUGCACUCUCCCA